AUGAUGAACGAAGUGUCCGAUGAAGAUAUUACCUAUGAGGAUACACAGAAUGACGAUGUAGAUAUGUGUGUAGGUGAUAUAGGAGUUGAAGUUGAGGAAGACGAAGAGGAAGAAAAAAUAGAUUGGAGUAGUAGCAUAUAUGAUAAGAAGAUCAUUCAAGGAGAUGUUGAAUUAAUAGAAUUUAAAGAAAAAAAUAUUUCAUAUUAUAAGAGAUUUUAUGCGAAUAAAAGUAUAUAUUGCGUCAACUCUUAUAAGAAAUGGAUAUAUUUUGGAAGUAUAAAUAAUAAUUGCUAUCUGUACAACAAUUUUGACAAUGAUUUGAAAAAUUUUGUAAAUGAGGGAAUGAGUAGUAAUACAAGCAGCAUCAACGGAAGUAGUAGUAGUAGUACAGAGAUGAGUGGAAAUGGACUUAGGAGACGUGAUAAGGAAAAAAUGAGUUUACAACAUUUGAAGCAUCAGAAAUAUACUGAUACUGUUACAAAUAUUAAAUUUUCAAAAAGUUACAAAUAUAUUGCUUUAUGCAUUUAUAAUGGAGAUAUAUAUAUUUAUGACAAUAAUAACAUGAACCGUUCAGAAAUUUUAAGUUAUAAUAUUACAAAUUUUAAGCAAAACAUUAAUAAUAGCAACUCAUUACUUCAUAUAUAUAAUUGGAAUGUAGGAAUUACACAAUUUAAGAAAGAAGAAGAAUGGAUAACAGAAGAUAUGAAUUUUAUAAAUAUUUUAUCAAUUAACGAUGCGAAUGACAAGAAAGAUAUUGAAUACUUUAUGUUUUGUCCAUUCAAUGAAGAGAUUAUAUUGAGUAUUUAUCUAGAUUCCCCAAAUAUAUAUAUUUGGAAUAUACGACAAAAUACACCUAUCAGUAUUACAUACACAACUCAUAUACCAACUUUUAUAAACAUUUGCAAUUAUGAAAAUAAUUUUUAUUUAAUUGCUGGUUUUAACAGUGGAGAAACAUAUGUAUACGAUUAUGAUAUUUACAAUUUGAAAAAACGAAAUGUGAAUAAAAAAAAUGAAUCCAGAAUUAAAUCUGAUCAUAAUGAUAUGAUGAUGAUAUUGAACCAUUCCAAGAAGCACAAUAAUUAUCACCAUUAUGAUCACAUGGGAGGAGGAGGAGGAGAAGAAGAAGAAGAAAAAGGAGAAAUGGAGACUCUAAACAGUGGCUCACCUGAUGGACUUUCCAUGUAUCGCUAUUCUGCUUCAUUAAAUAAUUACAGUAUUGUUAAGACAACUCCUGAAGUAUACAACAGUAUUGGUGCUGGUUCUGGUAUUGUUGGGGGUACUACCCGAUUAGCUAGCCACGGUUCUGGUGUUAGCAGAGUGAACAACGAGUUAUGCCCUGUGAAAAAUCAUCACCAUCCUAAUGGUCAUCAUCGUGAUUAUCAUCCCCUUUCGAAUCAAGAUGAUGAUAACUAUGCAAAAAUAAUGAACGAUGAAUUGGACAAUAGUAAUGAUGUGUUAUGUAUUGACAACAAUUUAUCUAAUGAAAUUUAUGUAUCAACAUACAGAAAUAUAAUACAAAUACGUAACAUCAAGAGUAAUAAUGUUGUUAGCACAUUUCAAAACUUGCAUAAUGAUCUGGUGGAUUACUGUCUUUUCAAUAAUAAACGAAACAACAUUUUUGCAUCCUCUUCAUUGGAUAAUAGUGUAAUUGUGUAUGAUUAUGAUUGUAAAAAAUAUAUAAACAAAUUUGUUGUAAAUUAUGAUUUUAAUAAAGUGGAUACAAAUAAUCAAAUGGAGACUGGAAUAAAUUUUCUUAAAUGGAUCAAUACCAACUUACUUCUUUUUUCAAGUUUAAAUGGGAAUAUAUACAUUUAUGAUAUUCGAUCAAGACAAUGUAUUCAUCAAUUUUAUAGCCACACCGAUACUAUUUUCAAUGUUCAUUUGUCUCUCCAUUUGUAUGACCAAAAAAACAUCCUCUGUAUUUUAACAGCUAGUGAUGAUCGUUCCUCGAACAUGCACUUUUUGGACAUUUCUUCUUUCAUCUAG
Messenger RNA from Plasmodium gonderi, 1986 nucleotides. Its product is annotated as WD domain, G-beta repeat domain containing protein. Bases 1 to 1986 code for a protein of 661 amino acids. The record is from RefSeq and is a predicted model, not a curated record. Gene Ontology annotation, molecular function: protein binding. Lineage: Eukaryota; Apicomplexa; Aconoidasida; Haemosporida; Plasmodiidae. The transcript has a single exon.